ACAACCUGUACUGUCCACUCCAGGUUAACCACCAGGAGUUGUGCGCUGACCUCCUAGGUUGAGAGAGUCACAACCUACAAACUCUAUCAAACCUGAUUUUCUCUAAACACGACGUGCAGAUUGAAACCGGAGAAGCCAGGAAUAUAGCACCCCUAAAAAUGUGUGAUGAUGAUCAGAGCAGUGCCUCCCGGUGGAUAGUCAUCACAGGUGAUUCUAUCGCCUUAGACAGGCGCAAUCGACACUUGACGCUUGGUCUGGGACAAGGGUUUAGCGAAUCUGAGCUGUGAAGGGCUGGCUUAAAACUGAUUGCGGCGCUGCUCAUGACUAUACAAAGACUACAAACCUGCGCUAUAGAAUUGGCAAGAUGAAACUAGGGCUAAGAGCAUUCUACUCUCUGCAAGAGCUUCCAGGCAAUCGUCAUGCUUUUCCGGCUAUAGAUCUUCCAACCGUCAUGCGGUCAAUCACCUGCUCCUUCCUAACCGUUCAAAUAAAUUUAAAAAGGACGCUUUAGAAGCUGCUUUGAUCGGUAUUCAAAAGUGUUGUUAACCUCAAAACUCUUACUUAAUCCUACUACUUGAAUUAAGUUUCUCAUCAAUCGGAAAUGUCGGCAAGCUCUGGGCUAAGAGGAUCUUGUGAUGUUUGCCUCCAUCCAAACAAUGAACAUACAACCGCGCCCUGUCCAGUACCACGUUGCCGCAACCGAUGGAAGCGAUGCCAGAUCACCGGAGGAUGUUUCAAACGGUCCAACAACUGGAGGUAUAGGAUGUGCUAUGGCUGCACAGACCAUCCUGCAGUACGAAACAAUCUAACCUUCGGCGGACUGAGGCAACGAGAUGUCACUCGAAAACAAAGACAGAGUUAUAACGAUACGGGCGAUGCCGGCGGAGAUUCAUCGGGGGGCGAAUUUAGUGAAACCACUACCGCGGCCAGCAGCCCAUAAAGUGAGCUGAACGAGGUAUCUUAGCAGAUGGGAUUUUGUUUUUAUUUUUACUUUUGACUGAAUUUCGUGGAGCCUGAUGUAUUGAAUAUUCUUAGAUGGUUCCGGCUGGUCUAAAUUGAGCUCUGCAACUCGGAGAAUAUGGUUUUACCUGCUAUUCUAAAUAUCUUGUUUGGGGUGCAUACCGUGUGCUCUCUCAAUUAUGCAUACUGGUAGCCCCCCUCAUUAG
This is a messenger RNA of Coccidioides immitis RS, 1166 nucleotides long. RefSeq lists its product as uncharacterized. NCBI's taxonomy places the organism in Eukaryota, Fungi, Ascomycota, Eurotiomycetes, Onygenales, Onygenaceae. The transcript is spliced from 2 exons. The coding region runs from base 602 to 940 and encodes 112 amino acids. The record is from RefSeq and is a predicted model, not a curated record.